UAACUAACCUAAUUCUUUGUUUUUGUUAUUCUUCAAAUCCUAAACUGUCUUCUUGAAGGGAAAACACGAAAUCAUUAGGAAUUAAUAUUCAUAUUGACUAUUAUUUUCUAAUUAUAUCAAAAUAUUAACAUAAAGGUUCAAAGUCUUUUUCACAUGGAUCUUCUGCUAUUAUUCCCACCUAUUAAAAUUGUGUAUACAAUUCAUGAAGUCAUAUGAAUAAGAUUCAUAAAAUUAAGGAAAAUGACAUUGGAUACAGUACAUGUCUAUAAAAUUUGUAGAACAUGUCUAACGGAAGAAAAUGUAUCUCAAUCAAUUUUCAAUGUAAAUGAAUGCAAUGGUCAAACUAUCAGCUUAUUGCAGAUGCUGCAAUCCUAUGCAAGUGUCCAGGUUCUAGAGAACGAUGGAUUACCAAGUCAAGUAUGUGAACAAUGUGUUGAUAACAUAAAGAAAACAUACUCCUUCAAACAAUUAUGUGAAAGAUCAGAUUCAACUCUUCGUCAGAUAUUGGAAAAAACAUAUACCUCAGUGUUACCUUUACCACACCAUAAAUAUAGAGACACAGAUGAGGAUUUGAUAGAUAACUCAAAUGCAACCAGUGAACAAUUUGAUAUAACUGAACAAAAUGUGUCUCCUUGUGCGAUGAAACUCCAAUUGAACGCCAUUCCAUUGGAAUCAGAAUUGUUAGAUAUUAAAAUAUUAGGAAACUUUGAUAGGAACACUUCACAAGAUAUCAAUGAAAUAAAUGGUCCUUUGAAUACUGAUGCAAUUGGUAAUUUUCAGAAUAAUUCCAGUUGCCAUGAAAUACAUGAGAUUGAAAGUUCAUUGAAUAAUAGUUUUGAUGAUAGUAAUUAUUCAGCUAUCAAACCGAUAAGAGAGGAUCCACUGAUUGUACAAGAUGACAAUAUAAAUCAAGAUGAAACAAAUCAGACUCUUUACUUCUGUGAAAAAUGUACUAGCUGCUUCACCAACAAGCAAGAUCUGGAGGAUCACAUUACUAUACAUUUUCAACCCCAAAAUGAAUCAAAGUCUAAAAAAACUCAUAUUUGCUGCAAAUGUCAACAGACUUUUGCAAGUGCAAGCACACUUAGUCGUCAUAUGAAGGUUCAUGAUGGUACAAAAAAACACCUUUGCAAUGAAUGUGGCAAGGGUUUCUCGAGAUCAGAUGAUUUAGCCCGCCAUAUCAGAACCCAUACUGGCGAAAAACCUUAUUCCUGCAAAAUCUGUUCGAAGUCUUUUGCCCAAUCUUUCAGGUUGCUGGAGCAUACAAGGGCCCAUGCUGAUGAGAAAUCGUUCCAAUGUAAAACUUGUGGUAAAGCAUUCUCACGUUAUACAAGCUUGGCAGUACAUUCAAAGACCCAUUUGAAAUUGAAAACACAUGUUUGCGGUCUUUGUGAUAAAAGGUUAUGUGGUUCUGGAUCAUUAGCAAUGCAUAUGAAAACACAUACUGGAGUGAAGGAUCAUGUUUGCCCUUUCUGUGGAAAGGGGUUUACCACUUCCAGUAACUUAGUCAUACAUAAACGUACUCACACAGGUGAAAAGCCUUAUGUUUGUUCGACUUGUGGAAAGGCUUUUCCAGACCCUUCAAGACUUACAGUCCACCAAAGGUCCCACAGCGGAGAGAAACCCUAUGUCUGUCAAUACUGCAACCAUGGGUGUGUUAGUUCAUCGCAACUGAAGAAACAUGUUAGGAUUCAUACUGGCGAGAAACCCUAUAAAUGUGAUUUGUGUCCAAAGGCAUUUCCGAGAAGUGAAGAUUUGAAGUUACAUCGCAAGACACAUAAUGGUUAUAGAGAUUACAUCUGUUACUAUUGCAACAAAGGAUUUUACCAGGCAUCAACCUUGAAGGUUCAUCUGAGGAUACACACUGGAGAGAAGCCAUACAGUUGUAAAAUUUGUAAAAAAUCAUUUUCACAAACUAGUCCUUUAACUGUGCAUAUGAGGACCCAUAACACAGAUUAGGAUGAUGUAUUCGAUGUAUGAUCAUAAAAGAUUUAAAUAAGACUUUUCAAUUGA
This is a messenger RNA of Coccinella septempunctata (seven-spotted ladybird), 2013 nucleotides long. Its product is annotated as zinc finger protein 2 homolog. The record is from RefSeq and is a predicted model, not a curated record. The transcript is spliced from 9 exons. Gene Ontology annotation, molecular function: RNA polymerase II transcription regulatory region sequence-specific DNA binding; DNA-binding transcription factor activity, RNA polymerase II-specific; zinc ion binding. Gene Ontology annotation, cellular component: nucleus. The coding region runs from base 241 to 1959 and encodes 572 amino acids. Gene Ontology annotation, biological process: regulation of transcription by RNA polymerase II. NCBI's taxonomy places the organism in Eukaryota, Metazoa, Arthropoda, Insecta, Coleoptera, Coccinellidae.